AUCGAGCUUCAGAACGAGACACGAGGUCUCGCCCGUCUCGCUGCCCGUUAUUUUCUAUCGCUCACAUGUCUCUUGCGGUUGUGCGUUAGCAUAUUUUUCUAUUUAUUGUCGUAUUUAUUAAUUUAUUCGAUGAUGAUGAUCGUUACCACGAACGAGGGCAACCCGAACGCGCUGAAGCUGAUUUUUGCACUUCAUUUGGCUCAGAAAGAUUUCACUGUCAAGAUCGUGAAGCCUGGCGAUGUUGUUCUGAAUCGUUUGCCAGCGUUGACUACACCAUCAGGAUUGUAUCUAUUCAGCGUUUCUGCUGCACUGCGUUUUCUGUUGCCUGUACCUAAAGAAUUGGAAGUUUUCAAUGAUAGAUGGUUGGAAUGGGAAAUUUCUCAAUUACAGCCAGCUAUAUUACGCUACGUAAGUGCAAAAUCUUCCAAGACGCCACAAAAAUCUGACUUAUGGUUUUUAAUAAAAGAUCUCAAUAAUGAACUGAAUAACAAAAAGUACUUAAUUGAGAAAUGUAGUAAUUUAUCACCAGCAGAUAUUUCUAUUUGGGUAAGUCUUUGGAGUAUAGAUGAAGAUAUCAUCAAUGAGUUCUCAAAUGUCAAAACCUGGUUAACAGAUAUUCAUCAAUCUUUUUAUGUGCAGGAACAUAUUUCCAGUUCUUUUUGCGACAAGAGUAAAAUAACUAUCGCAAGCAUUGAAGCUGCUUCUUGGUUCCCUGUUAAUACAAUCUCAAAUUCCCAAACUCACGAAUCGAUACCUAAUGACAUUAGUUCAAUUAAGGAAAAAGAAACAGAGAUUAUUAGUCAAGAAGAACUUCAUAAUGUAACAAAGAAUUGGUUCGGUCAAUACCCAGAAGUCAAGGAAAGUUCAUAUCCUAUAUUACCUAAAAAAGAUGAACGAAAUGUUUUGAUAACAUCGGCUCUUCCUUACGUUAAUAAUGUUCCGCAUUUGGGAAAUAUUAUCGGUUGUGUUCUUUCAGCCGAUAUUUUUGCAAGGUAUUGUAGACAACGAAAUUAUAAUACUCUUUAUAUUUGCGGAACUGAUGAGUAUGGUACUGCCACCGAAGCAAAAGCCCUGCAGGAGAAAACGACUCCUCAAGCAAUUUGCGAUAAAUUUUUCGAUAUACAUAAUGAUGUCUACCGCUGGUUCGGCAUCGGAUUUGAUUACUUCGGUCGUACUACUACACCCGAACAGACCGAAAUCGUCCAAUCGUUUUUCCUAAAAAUUAAAUCGCAAGGUUACGUGCUGACCGAAACUGUAGAACAACUCCAUUGCGAAUCUUGUGAUCGAUUUCUUGCCGAUAGAUUCGUAGAAGGCACAUGUCCUGGAUGCAAGUACGAGGAUGCGCGCGGCGAUCAAUGUGAUGGUUGCGGUCAUCUCGUGAACGCGGUUGAAUUAAUAAAUCCUCGAUGUAAGAUAUGUAAUACUAAACCUAUCGUAAAAAACUCGACACAAUUUUUCUUGGAUUUACCCAAGCUGGAAGAAAAGGUGAAAGAAUAUUCCGCUGUCGUAGAAAAAGGGUGGUCUAACGUUGCUAGAGUGGUUUCAAAAGCAUGGCUGCGCGACGGUCUUAAACCUCGUUGCAUAACCAGAGAUUUGAAAUGGGGCAUACCGGUCCCAGUAGAGGGUUUUGAAAAUAAGGUGUUUUACGUCUGGUUUGAUGCCCCUUUCGGAUAUAUCAGUAUUACAAAGAGGUAUACCAAAGAAUAUAAAAAAUGGUGGCAACCUUCUCAGGAUACAAAAAUCGAUUUAUGGCAGUUUAUGGCAAAGGAUAACGUUCCGUUUCACGUGAUAAUGUUUCCCGCUUGCUUGCUAGCUGUUAAUGAAAAUUACACGUUAAUGAAGCAUUUAAUGGCAACUGAAUAUUUAAAUUAUGAGGAUAAGAAAUUUUCCAAAUCUAGAGGUAUUGGAGUAUUUGGAACGGAUGCUAGAGACACGGGCAUUCCAGCAGACGUAUGGCGAUUUUAUUUAGCCUACAUUAGGCCUGAAACUCAAGAUUCCAAUUUUAAUUGGGUAGAUUUAGCCACGAAAAACAAUAGCGAACUGUUAAAUAAUCUUGGCAAUUUUGUCAACAGAGCUUUAGUAUUCUCUGAGAAAUUUUUCAACUCUAACAUACCACCGAUAGAACAGCCGGAAGAGGCUGACUGGACUGUAUUGGCGUUGGCACAACGCGAACUGACGUCUUACUUAAAUGCUAUGGAACAAGCUAAGCUAAGAGAUGGCUUGAAACACAUAUUGGCGAUUUCAAAACAUGGCAAUCAAUAUAUGCAAUCCCAGCAGCCAUGGGUGAAAAUCAAAGGAAAUGAAGAUGACAAGAAAAGAGCCGGAACUAUUGUUGCAAUUUGCUGUAAUUUAGCUUGCCUUCUGUCCGCUCUUUUGGCUCCGUUCAUGCCUGCUACAGCCAAACAAUUGAGAUCUCAACUAGGUUUGAGUAAUAAAAGUUAUGGCUAUAUCCCUGAAACGAUAACAAGUAUGUUACCUACUUGGCACAAAAUUGGCAAACCCACUCCAUUGUUUACUAAGAUUGAAGAUCAAAACAUAGAAAUGUUACGCGAGAAAUACGCUGGACAACAGGAGACCAAUGGGACAGUACAAUUAUCGACGAAUAAGUAUAUCGACAAAAUCAUGUCAUUAAAUGCCGCUAUUAAAAAGCAGAAUGAUCUAGUACACGAAUUGAAAACUAAAAAUGAUGAGAGUGUUUGGGUACCGCAAUAUAACAUUCUGUUAGAUCUACAAAAGGAAUUAGUCGAAAUUCUCAACAAAGAGAAGUCGAUGUGUGAAAAAAAAUCACCCGUGAAAAAUAAGAAGACCGAACCGAUGCACGUGCCGGAACAAAAUGGGGAUGCUUUAACAGACGUAACAGCAUUAGAAUUGGCUAUUUCAAAACAGGGCAAUCUUGUACGAGAAUUAAAAGCGAAAGAAGAUGCAAGUGUGUGGAAACCGCAAGUGGACAUAUUGUUGAAAUUGAAACAUCGUUUGGCGGAUCUCACCGGAACUACGCCAGUCUCUGUUGAUAAGAAAUCUAAAAAGAAAAAGAAGUUGAAGAAGACAUUCUUCUCAGCCGCCAUCUUCAUCUUGCUAUGCGCCAACGAAUACAGUGAGUCAUUCAUCUUUUGGAGAGGCUCAUUCAAUCUGGCCGAUACUAUCGCCGCUGAAUAAUAAUUAUAUACCAGUAGACCAAAGAUCGUUAUCUGAAUGAGGGCAAUUCGACUGGCCGAUUGGUCAGUGAGAAAAGGGAAACCUA
Pogonomyrmex barbatus (red harvester ant) is the source of this 3241-nucleotide messenger RNA. RefSeq names its product methionyl-tRNA synthetase 1 (gene MetRS). Gene Ontology annotation, cellular component: cytosol; aminoacyl-tRNA synthetase multienzyme complex. Gene Ontology annotation, molecular function: ATP binding; methionine-tRNA ligase activity. Gene Ontology annotation, biological process: methionyl-tRNA aminoacylation. The record is from RefSeq and is a predicted model, not a curated record. Lineage: Eukaryota; Metazoa; Arthropoda; Insecta; Hymenoptera; Formicidae.